Messenger RNA from Miscanthus lutarioriparius, 711 nucleotides. The record is from the annotation of a GenBank genome assembly. Lineage: Eukaryota; Viridiplantae; Streptophyta; Magnoliopsida; Poales; Poaceae.
AUGUCCGUCGCCAACGAGGUCAAUGUGCUCGUCGUCCCGCGCCUCGAGCGGCUCAUCCUGUGGAGUGAGUGCCCCGGUGCCCGUCUCGCUGAUGACUUCCGCACCAGGCUCAACAUUGGCUACGUCCAGGAGCUCAAGGUGCUCGGCUACCUGGACCUAAGGAUCCACGUGCUCGAGAUCUCCAACACUAUCAUCGAGGCUGGGACAAAACCGAGUCCACGUACCAUUGUUCCAAGUGUCCAUAUCCUGGCUUUGAAGGUCCGGUUUGGAGUUCGCAAGGAAGCUAGAAUGCUGCCAAGCUACCUCAGAUGCUUUCCCAAUGUGGUGACAUUACAUAUCAUGUCUGAUGAAGCUGAUGAGCCCACGGGCAAGCUCAACUUCAAGUUCUGGCAGGAAGCUGGCCCCAUCAGAUGCCUUCAAUCCCAAAUCAAGAGGGUGGUGUUCAAGAACUUCCGAGGGGACCGCAGCGAGCUCACAUUCCUUAGGUUCAUCUGGGAGAGAGCACAGCUGUUGCACAAGAUGGUGAUUGUUUUGGCCGAUGGAGAUGAUCCUGCUUCGUUGGAGCAGAUGGUAGCCAAACUGAAACCUCUGGCUUGCGCAAAACGGGCCAGCAAAGACCGCAAGUUGACCAUCUUGGUGCGUAAUGGAGGCUGCGUGUGGAGCUUCCACAGAGCAUCUGAUCUUUCCGUGAGCGACCCUUUUGAUUGCUGA